AUGGACUUCUCUUUCAAAGAGAACAUAGCUUUCGCCAUGUCCCUCCAUAGCAAACUCUCUCUCUCUCUCUCUCUAUUUCUUUCUUUCUUUCUUUCUUUCUUUCUUUCUAUAUCGGUAUUUCAAUCACCGUAUCUAUCUAUCUAUCUAUCUAUCUAUCUAUCUAUCUAUCUAUCUAUCUAUCUCAGGCUGUCCAUUAUCUAUCUAUCUAUCUAUCUAUCUAUCUAUCUAUCUAUCUAUCUAUCUCAGGCUGUCCAUUAUCUAUCUAUCUAUCUAUUUAUCUAUCUAUCUAUCUAUCUAUCUAUUCUUUUCUUGUCUUCACGCAGCCUGUUUCUAUCUAUCUAUCUAUCUAUCUAUCUAUCUAUCUAUCUAUUUAAUUCUCCUUCUUUUCGCAUCUAUCUAUCUAUCUAUCUAUCUAUCUAUCUAUCUAUCUAUCUAUCUAUCUAUCUAUGUUUCUUCAUCCAACUAAUACUUUAUCAAUAUCUAUCUAUCUAUCUAUCUAUCUAUCUAUCUAUCUAUCUAUCUAUCUAUCUAUCUAUCUGUCCAUUUCUAUCCAUAUUUGUCCGUCCUCUCUGCAUCGUUUGUCAACACCAUCUCGUAUCUAUCUAUCUAUCUAUCUAUCUCGUUAGCUAUCUUGCUGUCUUUGAUGAGUCUUUUUCCAAUUUGUCAACAUCAUUUCGUAUCUAUCGAUCGAUCGAUAUGUUUGUCUAUCACUGCAUCACCAUCACAUUAUCUAUCUAUCUAUCUAUCUCAGCCAAUGUAUUAUCUAUCUAUCUAUCUAUCUAUCUAUCUCAGUCUCUUCAUGAUCUAUCUAUCUAUCUAUCUAUCUAUCUAUCUAUCUAUCUAUCUUCAAAAGCAAAUUCACAGACGACAUCUGUUAAUUAUCUAUCUAUCUAUCCAUCUAUCUAUCUUAGUUCGCUGGUCAAUAUCUCUUAUCAUUCUAUAUAUUUAUCUUAUUCUCUUGGUCAAUAUCUAUCUAUCAUCUAUCUAUCUAUCUAUCUAUCUAUCUAUCUAUCUAUCUAUCUCAGUCUUCUGUUGGUCAAUAUCUAUUAUCAUUCUAUAUAUUUAUAUUAUUCUCUUGGUCAAUAUCUAUCUAUCUAUCUAUCUAUCUAUCUAUCUAUCUAUCUAUCUAUCUAUCUCAGUUUGCUCUUAUCUAUCUAUCUAUCUAUCUAUCUAUCUAUCUAUCUAUCUAUCUAUCUAUCUAAGUCUGCUCUUAUCUAUCUAUCUAUCUAUCUCAGUCUGUUGGUCAAUAUCUAUUAUCAUUCUAUAUAUUUAUAUUAUUCUCUUGGUCAAUCUAUCUAUCUAUCCAUCUAUCUAUCUCUAUCUCAGUCUGUUCAUAUCUAUCUAUCUAUCCAUCUAUCCAUCUAUCUAUCUCAGUCUAUCUCAGUCUGUUCAUAUCCAUCUAUCUAUCUAUCUAUCCAUCUAUCCAUCUAUCUCAGUCUGUUCAUAUCUAUCUAUCUAUCUAUCUAUCUAUCCAUCUAUCUAUCUCAGUCUGUUCAUCCAUCUAUCUAUCUAUCUAUCUAUCUAUCUAUCUAUCUAUCUAUCUAUCUAUCUCAGUCUGUUCAUAUUCAUCUAUCUAUCUAUCUACCCAUCUAUCUAUCUAUCUAUCUCAGUCUGUUCAUAUCUAUCUAUCUAUCUAUCUAUCUAUCUCAGUCUGUUGGUCAAUAUCUAUCUAUCGAUCUAUCUAUCUCUCUAUGUCUGUUGGUUAUUAUCGAUCUAUCUAUCUAUCUAUCUAUCUAUCUAUCUAUCUAUCUAUCUAUCUAUCUAUCUUAA
This is a messenger RNA of Acanthosepion pharaonis, 1770 nucleotides long. The record is from the annotation of a GenBank genome assembly. NCBI's taxonomy places the organism in Eukaryota, Metazoa, Mollusca, Cephalopoda, Sepiida, Sepiidae.